AUGUUAUCUCUACCAACCCCAGACGAGUUACACAAUUAUACUAUUGAAGAAACGAUUCACUGCGACGGAAUAUUGCUAUGUAAGUGUAUUGAUAAACGAAAACGGUUUAAGAAUCGGUCCAAUGGUUAUACACCUCGUUAUUUAUAUGAUGAGGCAACUACAACUAAAAAGCUCGCAGUCUGGAACCCGGUUUUGAGCCAAGGCAUAUGGAUCGAACCUUCGAGUCCUUACAAAGCUCGUGAGUUCUACGGUUUUGGAUAUGACAAUGUAUCCCGUGACAACUAUAAGAUCUUGAGAAUCCAUACCAAGUCUGAUGGUUAUGGAGGCAAAUCAUCACCAGAGAUAUAUGAGUUUAAGUCUAAGCUCUGGAGAAGUGUUGAUGCUACUCUCGACUGGUAUCCACUGGGGGGAGCUGUGUCUAUGAAUGGAGACGUGUAUUGGAUUGCUGAAAAGAAUAUUGGUUACUACAAAACCGAACUGCUCAUCCAGAGUUUUGAUUUUUCCACAGAAACAUUCAAGCCAAUAUGUUCUGUUCCAGAUGGAGUUGAUUAUUCUCGUUUGAGUAAUAGGAUUACGACACCCUUGUCAGAUUACGGAGGAGAUAGGAUUACGAUAGCUUUGUCAGGUUACGGAGGAGAUAGGCUUUCUAUCUUACAAGAACAUGAACAUGUGAAGUUUGAAGUGUGGGUUACAAGCAAGUUGACUGAUGAUGGGAUUGUCUUGUGGAGCAAGUACUUUAACCUAACUCCUUAUCCCCUGAUAUUAAUCUCCAAAUUUCGAACAAACUUCAUCCUCAAGACCAGGAAGAGUGAGAUCAUGUUAUGGUGCGAGGAAAGGCGUCUCAAGAAGAAAGAUAUUUACACCACUGUCUAUGAAUUGGGUGGUGAGGGUGAAAUAAAAAAACAAGUUGAGUUUACAAGACCAGGUGGUGAUACUUCUUGCGAUGGAUAUGUUCCAACAUGGGGUGAUGAUAGAUCUUGCAAUGUGUAUGUUCCAAGUCUAGUUCCUCUUCAACCAUAA
Molecule: messenger RNA, 1020 nt
Organism: Microthlaspi erraticum
Lineage: Eukaryota; Viridiplantae; Streptophyta; Magnoliopsida; Brassicales; Brassicaceae
Source: the annotation of a GenBank genome assembly